Molecule: messenger RNA, 543 nt
Organism: Glarea lozoyensis ATCC 20868
Lineage: Eukaryota; Fungi; Ascomycota; Leotiomycetes; Helotiales; Helotiaceae
Product: P-loop containing nucleoside triphosphate hydrolase
Exons: 3
Coding region: 1-543 (180 amino acids)
Cellular component (GO): nucleus; cytoplasm
Molecular function (GO): ATP hydrolysis activity; AMP kinase activity; ATP binding
Source: RefSeq, a predicted model, not a curated record
AUGGCGACCCGAACACAGCCAAACAUCAUCAUAACAGGCACGCCUGGUGUGGGCAAAACAACGCAUUGCGAGAUGUUGGCGCAGAAUACGGGGUUAAAGCAUUUAAGUGUGAAUGAUGUGGUGAAAGAGAGGGAAUGUCAUGAGGGUUGGGAUGAGGAGUUUAAGAGCUGGAUUGUAGAUGAGGAUAAGUUGCUCGAUUCGAUAGAAGAUGAGGUCAAAGAGGGGGGCUGUAUCAUUGAUUGGCAUGCGUGCGAUUUGUUUCCGAAGAGUUGGAUUGAUCUUGUUGUUGUGUUGAGGGUGGGGAGUGAGAAGCUUUAUGAUCGGUUGAAGGCUAGGAACUACCCAGAGGCCAAACUCCAGGAAAAUCUCGACUCGGAAAUUAUGGAGGUUUUACUACAAGAAGCGAGGGACUCAUACGACGAGGAAAUUGUAAUUGAAUUGCGAAGUGAUACCACAGAGGAGAUGGAGGCAAAUGUUGAGAGAAUUGAGGCGUGGGUGAAGCAGUGGAGGAAAGAUAAUAGCAACAAAAGCGAAGAAUCAUAG